Molecule: messenger RNA, 761 nt
Organism: Salvia splendens (bonfire salvia)
Lineage: Eukaryota; Viridiplantae; Streptophyta; Magnoliopsida; Lamiales; Lamiaceae
Product: dihydrofolate reductase
Exons: 3
Coding region: 42-434 (130 amino acids)
Source: RefSeq, a predicted model, not a curated record
UUAAGAGGGAGAGAAAGGGGGAUUUAUUUUGGGCGAAGAAGAUGGGGAGUGAAGGAAGUGUGAGCAAAUUGAGAUUGCUAUGUCUCCAUGGAUUCCGAACCAGCGGCGAAAUUAUUAAGAAGCAGGUGACCGGAAAGUGGCCGGAAUCUGUGCUGGAAAAAUUGGAUCUCGUUUUCACCGACGCCCCUUUUCCUUGCCAAGGAAAAUCCGAUGUUGAAGGAAUCUUUGAUCCGCCUUAUUAUGAGUGGUUCCAAUUCAACAAGGAAUUAUCGGAAUAUGUGAACUUUGAUGAGUGUCUUGCUUAUAUAGAAGAUUUCAUGAUCAAGCAUGGCCCUUUUGAUGGCCUUCUUGGUUUUUCUCAGGGUGCAAUUCUAUCAGCUGGACUAGCUGGAAUGCAAGCAAACGUAAGCUUUAGAUUCGGUCUGCUUGUUUAGCUAAGCUCAUUAGCAUAAACAUUCUAACCAAUUUUUGUCGUUGAGCCAUCGUUUUCUACAUGCAUCUACUUACAUAGGUUCUAUCUACUAGAGAGUAGGGCUGGGGAGUUUGCAUCUCUCUCGUCGUAAAUGAAUCGAGCUACUCGCGAGCUAUUUGCAUUAAUAUCGCAAAAGUUGUUUGAGCUUACUCGACUAUGGAAAACUCGUGUCGUGUUUAUCGUGAAACAGGGGACCAAGACUUUUUAAAGGAGCAUGGCACCGAGCUGCUCGACUCGUUCGUUGAUCCUUUGGUGAUCCGUCAUCCCAAGGGUCAUACCAUACCCAGAU